Messenger RNA from Saccharomycopsis crataegensis, 1356 nucleotides. RefSeq lists its product as uncharacterized. Lineage: Eukaryota; Fungi; Ascomycota; Saccharomycetes; Ascoideales; Saccharomycopsidaceae. Bases 1 to 1356 code for a protein of 451 amino acids. The transcript has a single exon. Gene Ontology annotation, biological process: sphingosine biosynthetic process; phosphorylation. Gene Ontology annotation, molecular function: lipid kinase activity. The record is from RefSeq and is a predicted model, not a curated record. Gene Ontology annotation, cellular component: intracellular membrane-bounded organelle; membrane; cytoplasm.
AUGGCAGCCGUAUCACAUCAAUUAUACGUGAAGGAUAGGGAUUUCACACAUCAAAUAACCUUUUCAGCCUUGCCACUCUCCCCAUUGAAUCUUAAUGCCAGCUUCCAUGUUGUGGCAGAACCAGGAGAUAACUCAGAGCCCAAUGAUCCUAUCUAUACUCUUGAAAAAUACCAUCUCCCACACCAUCUUGACCCAAAGCUUUCAAAAUUAGUGAUCAUUGAUUCAGUAAAAUCAGGCAAGGGAAGAACUACCGAUGGUGACAUCUACAAGAACUCCAUAGUUCCGAUCCUCAAAAUAAUCGGUUUACAUGACAAGCACGACUAUUAUGAAACCGAAACCAAGGACUCUAUUCAUCAAUUGGCCCGAUCCCUAAUAAAUUCAGAAGUCACUCCUAACAAAGAUCUAACUGUGCUUUUACUAUCUGGCGAUACGUCAAUUCACGAGUUUAUUAACGGUCUUCCUCAAACAUCGGCGCCUCGAAACAUCAAUUUAGGAGUUAUUCCCUUGGGAUCUGGUAAUGCAUUUGCCCUCGAGCUUGGAGUUACAUCUGCUAUUAAUGGAGUAUUGAAGGUAUUCAGUGACUCCUCAGGCAUACAGAAGUUUCCAGUUCAUCAAGCAUCAUUCUCUCCAGGGUCGUAUAUUCAAGAUCCUGAAGAUGAGGAGAAAAUAGACUCCAAGAGUUAUAUUUCUAGCCUCAAGUUCUUUGUGGUGUUAUCUUGGGGUCUUCAUGCGGCAAUCGUUGGUGAUUCCGAUUCACUAGAGCUUAGGAAAUUGGGUAAUGACAGGUUCAGAAUUGCUGCCUACAACAACAUCAAUAGUAUUUUACAAAAUUAUGAAGGUGAAGUUGUGAGGAUGGUUAAUGGUGUGCGAGUAAAUGACGAGAAUCAGAUCACUUGCCAUUCUUACUUUCUUUUAAGUCUUGUGAAGUCUCUUGAGGCUAAUUUCACUAUUUCUCCUCACUCUGAUUUUAUUAGCGGGAAAUCCUACAUUAUAGACAUUCCUUUUAAAAAUUUGCUGUUGUCCGACCACUCCAGUGAUUCCUCUGAAAAAGUAAACUGUCAACUUCAAAAACAGAAAGAAUUUCUUGCCGGGAUACUUGAAAAAGUUUAUGUUCAAUCUAGCCAUAUUGAUGAUCCUGAUAUAGUAUACCGACGAGUGUUUACCGAAUCAAAUGAAUCUUUACUUGUCUUUGUUAAAGACAAAGAGGCAAGGAAAAGAAGAAUAUGCGUUGACGGAAGAAUUGUGAUUUUGGACAAUGAUGGCAGUGAUACUGGCGUCCAUGGCGAUCAAAAGUAUGUCAAGAUAGAUCUGUUUGGCAAUAAAUGCAACGGCUGGAGUUUGAGCUUGAUUGUUUGA